Messenger RNA from Pseudopodoces humilis (Tibetan ground-tit), 1177 nucleotides. It is a transcript of the gene PTGR1, whose product is annotated as prostaglandin reductase 1. The record is from RefSeq and is a predicted model, not a curated record. Gene Ontology annotation, cellular component: cytoplasm. Gene Ontology annotation, molecular function: 2-alkenal reductase [NAD(P)H] activity; 15-oxoprostaglandin 13-reductase [NAD(P)+] activity. Lineage: Eukaryota; Metazoa; Chordata; Aves; Passeriformes; Paridae. Gene Ontology annotation, biological process: prostaglandin metabolic process.
GUCUAUUUAUUGAGGCGCUGGUCAAAGCAAGAAAGCAAAGUCGGCUGGAUGCAUUUGCUCAUUCCUGAACCUGCUUUUGUUGUGAUUUGAUGGUGACUGCCAAAGCAUGGGUUCUAAAGAAGCAUUUUGAUGGUUUUCCCAAAACCAAUGAUUUUGACCUGAAAGAGAUAGAGCUACCAAAUCUAAAGGAUGGAGAGUUGCUGCUUGAAUCCGUGUUUCUCAGUGUUGAUCCUUACAUGAGGCCUUACAGUCAAAGGGACAUGAAAGAAGGUGACGUAAUGAUAGGCACGCAGGUUGCCAGGAUUGUAGAAAGCAAAAAUCCUGCUUUUGCAGUGGGGGCCUUUGUUUUGGGUAACAAGGGCUGGAGAACUCAUUUUAUCUCUGAUGGGAAAGACCUACAACUCCUUCCUUCCAGUUGGCCAGAAUCACUCCCCAGAUCUCUAGCUCUUGGAACAGUUGGCAUGCCAGGCCUCACUGCAUAUUUUGGUCUGCUGAAGGUCUGCAAGGUGAAGCCAGGAGAGACAGUGCUGGUUAAUGCUGCAGCUGGUGCUGUGGGCUCUGUGGUGGGGCAGCUUGCUAAAAUUUGGAGUUGCAAAGUGGUUGGCUGUGCUGGCUCAGAUGACAAGGUUGCCUAUCUGAAAAAAAUAGGCUUUGAUGAAGCCUUUAAUUACAAGACUGUUAAAUCUCUGGAUGAAGCACUGCGUAAAGCCUCUCCUGAUGGCUAUGACUGUUUCUUUGACAAUGUGGGUGGAGAAUUUGCCAGUGUUGCUAUCAACCAGAUGAAGAAGUAUGGAAGGAUUGCAGUCUGUGGUGCCAUCUCUCAGUACAAUGACACUGUGCCUCAGAAAGGGCCUUAUGUGCAGAUUCCCAUGAUUUUCAAAGAGCUUCAAAUGGAAGGGUUUAUUGUGAGCCGAUGGAAGAACCAGUGGGAGGAAGGUCUGCAGGCUCUGCUAAAGUGGGUUGUGGAGGGAAAAAUGAAGUACCAUGAGCAAGUCACUGAAGGAUUUGAGAACAUGCCAAUGGCUUUUAUAGGAAUGUUAAAGGGAGAAAAUCUUGGAAAAGCUGUUGUAAAAAUGUGAAGAUCAGCUAUUUCUGUGAGACUGGUGAAGCAGAAUGUGAUUCUGUUAAAUGCUUUUAAUUCACUUGUCAAAUCAUACGAUCAUCAUGUUUCUGUCAU